Molecule: messenger RNA, 1266 nt
Organism: Solanum dulcamara
Lineage: Eukaryota; Viridiplantae; Streptophyta; Magnoliopsida; Solanales; Solanaceae
Product: disease resistance protein RPV1-like
Exons: 3
Coding region: 1-1266 (421 amino acids)
Biological process (GO): defense response
Molecular function (GO): ADP binding
Source: RefSeq, a predicted model, not a curated record
AUGCAUCCUAGAGGAACUGAGAUUCUUGUUGUCCUUGAAGGCACACUCUAUGUUGGCUUUGUUUUUUCGAAUACGGGUCCAAAUAUGAAGAACAAGCUCUUUACCAAGAUUUUACAUCCUGGAAAUGUGCAUGAAUCCACUUUCAUCAAGAAGAUUAUUAACGUUAUCAGCACAAGACUAAGUCGUCCAGCUUUAUAUAUUGCUUCUUGCUCAAUUGGAAUACAUCGUAGAGCCAGGCCCAUUAAUUCAUGGGUUCAAGAUGGAUCUAACAACAAUAUUGGGAUACUUCUAGUUUGUGGCAUUGGUGGAAUUGGAAAGACAACACUUGCCAAAUUUGUUUACAAUUUAAACUUUGGAUAUUUCGAAAUUAGUUGUUUCUUAGCAAACAUUAGAGAAACUUCCAAACUCCCUAAUGGUCUAAUCACUUUACAAAAGCAACUUCUUUCUACCCUUCUAAAGAAUGAAAAGGUAAAAAUAUCAAGUGUUGAUGAAGGAAUCAUCAAGAUAAGAAAUGCUUUAUGUUAUAGAAAAGUUCUUCUUGUUCUUGAUGAUGUUGAUGAGCCUGAUUUGGUUGAAGCAAUAUUUGGCAUGAAAGAUUGGUUUGGUCUUGGAAGUAAAAUAAUUGUGACAACUAGGCACAAGAGUUUAUUAAGACCUCAAUUAGGCCAUGAGGUACAUGAAGUUGAAAUUUUGUACACAAUUGAAGCAAAUGAGCUCUUCAAUUUUCAUGCAUUUGGUGAAAACAAUCCAAUAAGUGAAGAUUAUUACAUAGAGUACUCAGAGGAAGUGAUUGAAUGGUGUAGAGGACUUCCAUUAGCUCUUCAAGUUAUUGGUUCUUCGUUGGCUGGAAAAUCAAAAAAUGUAUGGAAAAGUGCUAUAGAAAAGUUGAGAGAAAUUCCCACAAACAAAAUUGUUGACAAAUUGAGAUUAAGUUAUGAAUUGUUGGAAGAUGAUCAUGAUCAGAAUUUGUUCCUUCAUCUUUGUUGUUUCUUUGUGGGGAUGAAAAAAGAUUUUGUAGUUAGGAUAUUAGAUAAAUGUGACUUUUACACACUUGUGGGAAUACAAAAUCUAAUUGAUAGAUGUUUAGUGACAAUUGAAUAUGUAAAUGAGAUAGGAAUGCAUCAAUUAGUAAGAGAUAUGGGAAGAGAUAUUGUUCGUAGAGAAGCAACUGUGGAUCCUGGAAAACGUAGUAGGCUUUGGCACCCCACAGAUUCCUACAAUGUACUAAGAGGAAAAACAAUGCUCACAUAUAUCAUUUUUCUCUAA